Mesorhabditis belari is the source of this 432-nucleotide messenger RNA. NCBI's taxonomy places the organism in Eukaryota, Metazoa, Nematoda, Chromadorea, Rhabditida, Rhabditidae. The record is from the annotation of a GenBank genome assembly.
AUGUUCAUGAGCAUCAUCAUGAUCACUCACGACGAACAAAACGAGUCGGUCUUGCCGAUCAAUGCUGAAACGCCGCUAGAAGAAUUGGAUCGGUUAAUCGAGAAACAAGUCGCCGAUGAAAGCGCCGAUAACUCUGAGUUUCAAUUCUCUCGAUAUCGACGAACCCUGCCCGAAAAAACUGGCCGACGAUAUUGCGGUCGAGCUCUUAUUCUUAAAUUGAUUGAAGUUUGCAACGGUUGCACUGGUCCAAUUUCGACAAACAAUAACGACAACGACAACGAGAACGACACGGGCAUGACUUUGAGAAAAAAACGAGACGUUCAUGAGCAUCAUCAUGAGCACUCACGACGAACAAAACGAGCCGGUCUCGCCGAGAAAUGCUGUCUGAAGACAUGCACAAUUGAUACUUUCAAGGCGCAUUGUGCUCCAUGC